CUGAAACCCUUUUUUGAUAUCUCUUUCAUUGGAACAUUUUUAAAUAUACAGGGCGUAAAUCGAACUGCUCAUUGCAUUGAAAAAUAUCCAACAGACCACCAGGCCCCCACUAAUUAUUCUGUCGAUGAAGCGGAGUGCACCAAGGUCUCUACUCGUCCUAAGCAUAACCUGAUUCAACAAGAAAAGUUGGACAUUGGCCAGCCAGAAAGCGACUUAUUGUCAGCUGGAGUGGGUCAACUCGAGAUUUCUGAGCCACUAUCAGAAGACCAAUUACAUCAUUCACUGGAACCGACAUUCACCAAAAUAACUACAGUGCCCCCGGCAUUUCAACGUCUUGAACAGCAGCAAACAUCGAUACCUUCUAUUGUUGGACGUCUUUACAGCGGUCCCCUCCGACCGAGUAUGGAUCUUUUUUCUGCUGGCUGUGUCCUGUUAGAGUUAUUUACGGAUGGUACGACUGCGUUUAGUCUCUCGGAUCUGCUAGCUUUCCGGAGGAAUGACAAUACGCGGAUUCAGAAGCUUCUUGACCAAGUCCCAGAUGAUCAUAUGAAGGUAGGAAAUGCUGAUGAACUUUAG
Protopolystoma xenopodis is the source of this 576-nucleotide messenger RNA. NCBI's taxonomy places the organism in Eukaryota, Metazoa, Platyhelminthes, Monogenea, Polystomatidea, Polystomatidae. The record is from the annotation of a GenBank genome assembly.